AUGUGUGUGCACUCGCAAUUUCCUUCAUGUUUUAAACAAUCAGUCAAUUACUUCGACGUAUUCCACCACGUGCGCUUUCCUUUGGUUGUGGACACUCGAACCGGUGUCAGCCUUGUGCUCACAGGUAUUCUGCUUGCCUCACCCAACUUGAUCCUUCCGCUUUACCUUCACUGCGCAAUCAACAUAGUGACAUACAGCUCUUUGAGUGGUGCUACUGGAGGAGUCCUUGAUGCGGCGAGAUCGUUGAUGCAGCGAACGAGGAGACGUGGGAUGCCGAAUGAGGACUUCGAUUCGUCGCUCUUAUUCACCGCGCAGAAUGCAACGGGAACGAGUGGCUUCGGUACGUUUCCCGUGUACGUCUACGAUCAAAUAGUGCUGGAAUGGACAGAUUCAAAAGCGGGGUUCGAGGCUCAAGCUAUACAAUAUGAGUGCGGAAUAAGUAAGCGACGACGCGCAAUCAUUCACCGGUCGAACACCUCUCACAAUAACACUCUCAUUACCCUCGUUAUAGGCAAAGAACUCUUCAUAUAUUCUUUCACCUUCUAUCUCUUCGAAUUUUCAAGCCACAGACAUAUCGUCAUCAACAAAGCCAUCCAACACCGCGCGUAUACACUAUUCGACAUAGCAUGCAAAUCUGUGUUUAAUUUUGGGACUCCUCUUGGGGAGUUGGGGGCUAUUAGUGUUGGUGGUUUUGGGCACAAUCUAGAGGAAAAGACUGUGUCGAAAACGUGGAGUUGUGUGAUAUGGAAAAUGAGUCAUCACCAUCGUAUGAAGAGACAACACGACGAGCGAAUGCUAAAGAAUGACCAACAACAUCUUGAUUUCGGUUCGGCGAGGGUUGAUACAGAGCGGUUGUUCGUUGAAAUUUUCCCGCUUUUUAACGAGGACUUUAGAUGCAUGAAGAGACAUAGCCGGAGGGUAUAUUCCACGGGGCAUGAUCCCAAGUCUAAGGACAGAGUUGGUGAAUUCAGUUCAGUACCGUUCCAUAUAUCAAGAAAUAGUGUAAUUUACUCCGCUAUCAGCUGGAGGUCGAAAUAA
Messenger RNA from Lindgomyces ingoldianus, 1038 nucleotides. RefSeq lists its product as uncharacterized. Lineage: Eukaryota; Fungi; Ascomycota; Dothideomycetes; Pleosporales; Lindgomycetaceae. The record is from RefSeq and is a predicted model, not a curated record. The coding region runs from base 1 to 1038 and encodes 345 amino acids. The transcript has 11 exons.